AUGCUGGUCUAUCUAUCUAUCUAUCUAUCUAUCUAUCUAUGUUCAAAUACCAUUCAUAAUCUAUCUAUCUAUCUAUCUAUCUAUCUAUCUCAGAUUGCUUCUUUCUUUCUAUCUCAGAUCUUUUUAUCUAUCUAUCUAUCUAUCUAUCUAUCUAUCUAUCUCAGAUUGCUUCUAUCUAUCUAUCUAUCUAUCUCAGAUUAUUUUUUCUUUCUUUCUAUUUCAGAUUGCUGCUAUCUAUCUAUCUAUCUAUCUAUCUAUCUAUCUAUCUAUCUAUCUAUCUAUCUAUCUAUCUAUCUAUCUCAGAUUGCUUCUAUCUAUCUAUCUAUCUAUCUAUCUAUCUAUCUCAGAUCACAUCUAUCUAUCUAUCUAUCUAUCUAUCUAUCUAUCUAUCUAUCUAUCUAUCUAUCUCAGAUUAUUUCUUUCUUUCUUUCUAUUUCAGAUUGCUUCUAUCUAUCUAUCUAUCUAUCUAUCUAUCUAUCUAUCUCAGAUCACUUCUAUCUAUCUAUCUAUCUAUCUAUCUAUCACAGAUUGCUUCUUUCUUUCUUUCUUUCUAUCUGUCUAUCUAUCUAUCUCAGAUUCUUUCUAUCUAUCUAUCUAUCUAUCUAUCUCAGAUUAUUUCUUUCUUUCUAUUUCAGAUUGCUUCUAUCUAUCUAUCUAUCUAUCUCAGAUUAUUUCUAUCUAUCUAGCUAUCUAUCUAUCUAUCUAUCUCAGAUUUUUUUCUUUCUUUCUAUUUCAAAUUUCUAUCUAUUAUCUAUCUAUCUAUCUAUCUAUCUAUCUAUCUAUCUAUCUAUCUAUCUAUCUAUCAGAUUAUUUCUUUCUUUCUUUCUUUCUUUCUAUUUCAGAUUAUCAUUCAUCUAUCUAUCUCAGAUUGCUUCUUUCUUUAUUUCUAUCUAUCUAUCUAUCUAUCUAUCUAUCUAUCUAUCUAUCUAUCUAUCUCAGAUUGCUUCUAUCUAUCUAUCUAUCUAUCUAUCUAUCUAUCUAUCUCAGAUCACUUCUAUCUAUCUAUCUAUCUAUCUAUCUAUCUCAGAUUUUUCUUUCUUUCUAUUUCAAAUUGCUUCUAUCUAUCUAUCUUUCUAUCUAUCUAUCUCAUAA
Messenger RNA from Acanthosepion pharaonis, 1092 nucleotides. NCBI's taxonomy places the organism in Eukaryota, Metazoa, Mollusca, Cephalopoda, Sepiida, Sepiidae. The record is from the annotation of a GenBank genome assembly.